GUUGAUCAACAAUACCAACUACCACUACCUUUCAAGAAUUUUAACUCAAACCUCCACGUCCCACUACCUAUAAAAGUAUGCAUGUCAUGGUUUAGAUUUCAAUACACAAACAUUCUCCCUUCAUCUCAAUAAGAAGUUUUAUCAUCAAUUUCUCAAUUCUUCUUUGAGUCAUUUGAUUGAAAUUAACAUGGCUUAUCGACGCAUUCCGAACUUUGUGUUACCAUUUUUGGUUCUCACAUUUUGUUUCUUUAUCAAUACCGUGAUGGUUGCCGAGGCACGCCAUUUGCUAGAAACUACUCCUAGUUUUCCAAAGGUGCCUGAGAUUCCAAAACCCGAACUCCCCAAGAUGCCUGCGUUACCAAAGUUCGAAAUUCCUAAGGUUCCUGAAGUACCAAAACCCGAAGUCCCAAAGUUGCCCGAGGUGCCUCAUGAGCUACCAAAACCUGAAAUUCCUAAGAUUCCUGAAGUACCAAAACUUGAAGUUCCUAAAAUGCCCGAGGUACCUCAUGAGUUACCAAAACCUGAAAUUCCUAAGGUUCCUGAAGUACCAAAACUUGAAGUUCCUAAAGUGCCCGAGGUGCCUCAUGAGCUACCAAAACAUGAAAUUUCUAAAAUUCCUGAAGUACCAAAACCCGAAGUUCCUAAAGUGCCUGAGGUGUUUCAUGAGUUGCCAAAACCUGAAACUCCUAAGAUUCCUGAAGUACCAAAACCCAAAGUUCCUGAGGUGCCUCAUGAGCUUCCGAAACCUGAAAUUCCUAAGGUUCCUGAAGUACCGAAACCUGAAGUUCCUAAAGUGCCAGAGGUGCCCCAUGAGUUGCCAAAACCCGAACUCCCUAAAGUUCCUGAAGUCCCUAAGUUACAUGAACUGAGUCAUGAUGAUGCCCCUAAGGUACCUAAAUUGCCAAAACUUGAUGCUCCUAAAUUGCCUGAAUUGCCAAAAUUUGAAGCUCCAAAGGUUCCUGAGUUGCCAAAAUUUGAAGUUCCUAAGUUUCCAGAAUUGCCCCAUGAACUUCCAAAACUUGAAAUUCCAAAACUACCUGAAAUCCCACACGAGCUUCCAAAGCCCACAUUGCCAACCAUUCCCUCCUUCAAUAUUCCAACCCAGACCACUAAGCCUUGAACAUUUAAUGAAAUGUCAAUUUCAUAAUUUACUAGAGAUGAUUUAUCAGACAUUUAUAUACAUACAUCUACAUACACUUUUCGAUGUUGGAUUUAAACAUUUCAUGUUUUGUGUUCUGUUAUAAUUUGUUUUGAAGUAUCUUUAGCUAGCUAAGGGAGUGAUCUUCUUAUGAUCAUUACCAAUAUUGUUGUAUACGUAUACGUGUGCUAGUACUCUUGUACUAAUCGGUUUUAUUCGAUUAUAGUUUGUAUUUAAUUUUGUAUUAUAUAAAUAUAUAUAAGAACUUUAUUUUAUUUUUGUCACAC
This is a messenger RNA of Cannabis sativa, 1425 nucleotides long. Its product is annotated as protein PELPK1-like. Lineage: Eukaryota; Viridiplantae; Streptophyta; Magnoliopsida; Rosales; Cannabaceae. The record is from RefSeq and is a predicted model, not a curated record. The coding region runs from base 188 to 1120 and encodes 310 amino acids. The transcript has a single exon.